AUGUCACCAGAGUGCGAUCUACAGUGGAGAAAACUACAGCUUGUCGCCGAGUCACUGUGAUUAUUACAAAACACAGAAAAUGUUAUUUGCUUCCGUUGAUUCUGCUUUAAAAAACGUUUAGACGAUCAAAGGAUGAAUAUGUACCGGUAAUUUACGCCUUGAAGCCUUUCUAGUCGAGCUGAUAAUGCUUAAAAUGAAGCUGCCCAUGAGAACGGCGGAGGCAGGAGGAGACGACACGGCCGAGGAACAGCCCGAUCUCCAUAUUCCAAGAUCGGUCUCCGACAAGCCCGAAGAUUCCUCCAGACACCCAGGAUAUCCAUCUCAAUUGGAUAAAGAGGCCGUUUUCGAAUGGUUUGGUUUGCAUUUAAAUCCUGCCAAGCGGAUCGAGUUUAUGUGCGGACUGCUGCAUAUGUGCCAGCCACUUGAGCUCCGGUUUUUGGGCUCCUGUCUGGAAGACUUGGCUCGGAAAGAUAACCACGUUCUACGGGAUGUCGAGAUAAGGGCCAACAAUCCGAAUGAUCUGGCCAUUUUAUCAGAUGUUAUCGACCCUGUCGUGCGCUCCAAACUGCUGGUCUGCUUGUCUCUUCUGGGAUCUGACAGCAGGGAGUGUGCGGGAAUACUAUUUAGGAUAUUGAGCCAUGUGGAUCCCUCCUUGUUAUUCAAAAACUAUGGCUAUUCUGUUUCGCCCUUCAAGGACUCUCAACAUCACCCGUUCUAUUCUCCGUGUGUGGACGGGAAAGCGUUCGGGAGAACAGAACAGAAUUGCGGGCUUCCAAUGGAGGCAGUGAUCGGACCCUUGGAACAGUUGGCGCUGCUUUUUACUAUGGCCUCCUUGCAUCCAGCGUUCCCGUUUCAUCAAAGAGAAAAAGUUCUAGAACAGCUGGACAAAAUUCAACUUGCUAUAGAGGACGAGAGACAGCAGAAUCAGCGCAGAAUAAACGCCCAGCACAACAAGGCCCAGAAAGCAGAGGAGCAUGGCCCAGCAGCAGUCACCAUCGAGGGCAGUCUGGGUGAGAGGACGCAGGCACAGGCUCGCCACGCCAGCCAGACACCCCCCAGCAGAAGGGCCCAAAGGGAAGCCGUGCAUGUAGAGAAGAUCGUGUUGAAGGGGAUCUUACGGAGGAGGACAGACAGGGAAUACAAUUUUGUGGUAUGUUCCCAGUCAUUGCAGUGUAUUAAACUUACCUUUUCCACUGGUCCCACUGAUGCUACCAAAGAUUUGGUCGCACCAAUUGUCUCAUAAAAAAAAAAAAACAUGAUCAUUGAUAAUGACCUGGCCUGUGUCCCAUAAUGUGCCUGCAUUCCAUACGGAACCAGG
Messenger RNA from Oncorhynchus gorbuscha (pink salmon), 1318 nucleotides. Its product is annotated as zinc finger CCHC domain-containing protein 2-like. The record is from RefSeq and is a predicted model, not a curated record. Bases 185 to 1243 code for a protein of 352 amino acids. The transcript has 3 exons. NCBI's taxonomy places the organism in Eukaryota, Metazoa, Chordata, Actinopteri, Salmoniformes, Salmonidae.